GAGCAGAAACAUGAUGCUUUCAAUGCAAUUUAUUCUUCUCUUAGUAGUUCCACUGGCUUUGGCUGAUUGGGAUGUGAAUACUGCUAAAUUACUUCGAUUGCAUAAUGAGUAUCGUCAACAGUUGCUUGACUGUAAAGUGGAGGGGCAACCAGCAGCUAAGAGAAUGCCUCCUCUCCAAUGGGAUGAGGAACUGGCUAGUGAAGCGAAAGAGUUAUCAAGAAUGUGUAAAUUUCCAACUAACAGUCCUACAAGCAAAAGAUUUCGUUCAGUCGGACAGAAUGCUGGCACUUGUACAAAUGUCGAAAAUGUUAUGAAGGAAUGGUUCUCCCAGCACAAAUUUUAUAAUUUUAAAAACAAUCAGUGCAGUGGCCAAUGUCUAACCUACUUGCAGAUAAUUUUUGAAAAUACUACACAUAUUGGAUGUGGAGUCAGUAAAUGUCAAAGGGGUGAUCAAAAUCACUACCUAUUCGCAGUCUGUAACUAUGGCCCAGGGUAACAAUGACUAAAAUUUGCUAAUGAUUUUUUUUAUUAUUUCAUUGUCAAGUAUUCAGUUCAUUGCUAAAUAGUUAGAAGACAUACCGACAUACUGACAGAAGGUUUCAAUCUCUAGUUUCUAUAACUAGUGAAACGAACUUUUAAGAUAAGCAUGUGGACAUUAACAAAUUCUACAAUGUGCAGUUGCAGCGAUUUCGUCAAUUUCACGUUUCAUACAAAUGGUUCCCUUGAUAAAUUUCGAUAAAGAAAGGAAGAAGAAAUUUGCAGUAUAAAAUGAUAUCAUUAUUCUCUUUCACAGGUUCUCAUCAGCCGCUGCAGUCUACCUGAAAUUACAAUGGUUAUAUAAAUGAUAAUAACAUACACUUUAAUGUUUGAGUAGUAGUAGUAGUAGAGAAGAGAUAAAAUUGGCGCAUCCAAAAAAGAAUGAAAGCAUUACAAUUCUUAGUUUAAGUUGUCGUCAUCAAUUUAUACACUUUCAAAGUUGAGAAGAG
Molecule: messenger RNA, 986 nt
Organism: Trichobilharzia szidati
Lineage: Eukaryota; Metazoa; Platyhelminthes; Trematoda; Strigeidida; Schistosomatidae
Source: the annotation of a GenBank genome assembly